This is a messenger RNA of Corticium candelabrum, 13672 nucleotides long. Its product is annotated as dynein beta chain, ciliary-like. The record is from RefSeq and is a predicted model, not a curated record. Lineage: Eukaryota; Metazoa; Porifera; Homoscleromorpha; Homosclerophorida; Plakinidae. Gene Ontology annotation, biological process: microtubule-based movement. Gene Ontology annotation, molecular function: ATP hydrolysis activity; ATP binding; dynein intermediate chain binding. The transcript has 7 exons. Gene Ontology annotation, cellular component: dynein complex. The coding region runs from base 54 to 13487 and encodes 4477 amino acids.
CAGGCCGCGAAGUAACAACCGUUCUUGUGUUUUGCGCGUUAUUGUACGUGGAAAUGGCUGAAAACGACGAAGAUGCGGCUGCAGAUCAGUCAGAUUUGCGUAUGACGUUCUUGUCCGAUUAUGUGCUCAAAACGUUGAAGCAAAAGUCCGACCGUUGGGCUAAGAUGAUUUCAGUGGAUGAGUCGCGGCAGUUCAUCACGGACUUUCUAGAUAAACCAGAAUCAUUGAUUCUAGUUUUCUAUCAGAACCAAACGGGCCAGCUGACGCCGAGCAACGACUUCCCGCCAAGCAGCAAGACGAAAUCUGUCUAUUUCAUCAAGAAAGAGCGAUCAUCCAUCAGCAGUCAGAACAUAAAAAGCAUUUUGACUUUUGGAGAUCUUUCAUAUAUUCCUUUGGAGCAGUUGUCUUCCCUCGUGGACGACGUUUUACUCCCGCUGCUAGGUAACAACAAUAAUCACGGGGACUGGCCUUCAGUAGUAGCGCAAGAUGUCAUGAGACACGUGCAGGAGCUGAAAAACAGUGUUUACGUUGUGGCGGGGCAAGUGAAAGGGAAAACUCUACUCCCACUGCCUCCUCAAACGGGACACGUAACUGAAGCAGCGGAGAGAGAGCAGAGAGGCGAACCCUUUGAUAAGAGUGUGAUUCAUGCCAUUGAAACGGUGGUGAUUGAAUGGACUCAUCAAAUCAGAGACGUGUUGGUGAAGGAUUCUUCUCAACCACUCUUGGAAGGUCUUAAUCCAUCACCGUUUGUUGAGCUGGACUUUUGGGAUGCACGAUACUCUAAUUUGGAGUGUAUUUUCGGUCAGCUCCAAGACACAAGAGUACGAAAAAUGGCUGAACUGCUGGAGAGGACACAAAGCAGCUAUUUCCCUGCUUUCAAGCAAAUGUUUAUUGAUGUGAGAGCUGCUCUUGCUGAAGCUGAAGACAUCACAUUGCACUUGAAGCCUCUUCGUCGUCAAUUAGAAAACUUGGAAGAGGGUGACUUUUUGGAUGCUGCCCAGGCAUUAGCACCACUGAUGAACACAGUUUGUCUUGUGUGGACAAACUCAAAGUUCUAUUGUCAACCACCUAGAAUUAUCAUUUUGCUUCAAGAGAUAGGCAACCUACUCAUUGAAUUGGCUAGGAACUAUGUUGGCCCAGAAGAAAUCUUUCGAAUUGAGGCUGAUGAAGCAAAGGAGAAAGUGAGUGAGGCAUUGAAGACAUGUCGCCUCUUUCGUAAACUUUACGACAACCGCAAGAACCAUCUAACUGAUUACUACAAAGAUCGGUCGGAUGCUGAAGUACGGCUAUGGGACUUCGAUCCAUCACUAGUGUUUGCUCGCUACACAACAUUCCUUGGCAGACUGGCAACCAUGGAAGAGCUUUUCGAUACCAUUCUAGAGUUUAGUAAAUUGGAAAAGAUUGAUUUUACGGGAAUCAAAGGAAGUGGUUUGUGUACCAUGGUACAACAGCUCUUUGGAGAGUUUCAAGAACAUGUUGCUGUGUUUACACAGAGGUCAUAUGAUCCUUUGGACCCACAGAAUGGGGAAUUUGUGACUGACUACAAGCAGUUCUGUGAGAGCAUGUUUGAUCUUGAUAGUCGAUUGGCUGCGAUAGCUAGUCAGGCUUUUGAUGACUGUUCUGGACCUUAUGCUGUGUUCAAGCUUAUAGAUACAUUUGGGUCUCUCAUGGAACGGCCACUGAUUCAUGAUCAGUUUGUUCAGAAGAUGCCGGCUUUGAUAGCUGCUGUUGACAAACACUUAGAUCAUUGCAAAGCUUUGUAUGACAAGCAAAUGAAGCUAUUGUCAGGUGAAAAUGAAGACAUGGUGCCAAUGAGAAACAGGAAUAUGCCAGUUGUGGGCGGCACUUUGUCUUGGUCACAGGAGUUGAGAGAUCUGGCCGCACAGCCAAUCAAUAGACUCAAAGGGAUGAACCAUGGCACAAUGGAGGGAGCAGAGGCUAUGACAUUGUUUAGUAAAUUUGAUGAAAUGACACAGUUGCUUGUCCAACAUGACCAGAAGGUUUAUGAAGAGUGGGCUAGGGGUGUUGAUGAUGUCUCCAAAAUGAAUCUGGAACAUCCUCUUCUCUUGAGAAUGCCAGACACCAAAAUCCUUAGUGUCAAUUUUGACCCCCAGCUUGUCUCUACUCUGAGAGAGGUCAAGUAUCUGGAAAUGCGUGAUGAUUCAUCUAGUAAUGCAAUACCAAAAGAAGCAGCCUCUAUGUUUGCACGCAAUGAAAUGUAUCGCAAGUAUCUGUCAAAUUUGGAUCUGACUGUUGCUUGGUAUAACAAAAUUAGAGAAAGUGUUCUUGAUGUUGAGCUGCCACUGAUUGCUGAUCAGCUGCAUGAGAUUGAUCAACAACUGGAGCAAGCACUAACGUCACUUACAUGGGCGAGUGAUGGCGUGUGGGAAUACAUUGAAGUAACACGAGACAAAGUUCAUGAUCUUGAAACUCGACUGCAAUCUGCUAAAAACAAUGUAGAGUCAAUGUUACAACAGAUGGCACAAUGGGCAGAGGCACCACUGUUUGAUCGUAAGGAUGGAAAGAAAGAUACUUUGUUGGGUCUUGAUGAUCGAGAGGCAAGACUAGCAACUCGCUAUAAAGAAUUCAAGACGGCGGGAGAAAAAAUUCAUCAGUUGGUGUUUGAUAACUUGCAGUUAUUCAAGGCAGAUGAAACAACAGCAAUUUGGAAGAACUAUGUGGAAUAUCUGGAUGACUUAGUGCUUGAUGGGUUUUUUACUGCAAUUCAUUGUUCGCUGUCUUUCUUCUUGGAAAACACCGAUGUCUCAAAGGGAUCAUUGGUAGCUCCUCUGUUGGAAGCAAAACUGGAGCUUCAAGUUCCAGAUCUGGUCUUCUCACCUUCACUUGAAUAUGGAACUCAAGAUGGAUUUUAUGAACUUGUUGAAAGUCUUGUCCAGGAUGUUUUUCAUAUAGCAUCACUUGUACCAAGGGUAGCCAAGCACAGUGGCAUGGAGCAUUAUCAGGCAGAUGUUGAAGAUAUGUUGGAACUGAGCGAGAUGAAAGGUGACCUCAUGGAUCGAUGCCAGAAUGUGAUUAACAAGGCACUGGAGUUUCGUAACUCUUUUGACUCAUACUCAUAUUUAUGGGUUGAUGACAGGAAAGAGUUCUUGGAACAGUUUCUUCUUUAUAAUCAUGUUCUUACAGCUGAAGAAAUGGAACAGUGUGGGGAGGAGGGAGUGCCUACAAAUCCACCUACACUACAGCAAUUCAAGGAACAAAUCGACACGUAUGAGAAAAUCUAUGUUGAGGUAAGCGAGAUGGAACAAAUGAGUUUUUUUGACCAGUGGUUCCGAGUGGAUGCAAGGCCCUUCAAACAGGGUUUACUAAAUAUUGUCAAACGGUGGUCACUGAUGUUUAAGCAACAUCUUAUUGAGCAUGUAACACAAAGUUUGAAUGACCUAGCUGCAUUUGUCAAGACAACUGGCAAAGGUUUAUCAAAGCAAGUGAAAGAACGAGACUAUGAAGGGCUAGUUGAAUGCAUUGGACAUCUAAUGGCUGUACGUGAUAGGGCUGCAAAGACUGACAACAUGUUUGAGCCCUUGAAAGAGGAAAUUGACUUGUUGAAGACAUAUGAUCAAGAAAUGUCAGAGGAAGUGCAUACAUUGUUGCAGGAACUCCCAGAACAGUGGAAUAACUUGAAGAAGGUUGCCACAACUAUCAAACAAACUGUCGCUCCUUUGCAAGCAACUGAGGUGGCUGUCAUACGACGCAAGUGCACAGGAUUUGAUCUCAAGCAACACGACUUCAGAGAGAGGUUCCGUAAAGUAGCUCCACUGACAUACAACUCAACAGAUGUGUAUGCUCGACUAGACAAACUGAACAUAGAAGUGCUAGAAAUGGAGCAAGAGUGUGAGCAGCUGCAAGAGUCAUCUACUUUGUUUGAAGUUAAUACACCUGACUACAAGCAGCUAAAGGCUUGUCGCCGCGAGGUUAUUAUGCUAAAGCAGCUGUGGGAUACAGUUGAUUUGGUAUGCAGCUGCAUUGAUGACUGGAAGACAACUUUGUGGCAAGACAUUAAUGUUGAGACCAUGGACAUAGAAUUAAAGAAGUUCAUGAAGGACAUUCGCACACUUGACAAAGAAAUGCGUGCUUGGGAUGCUUUCACUGGAAUAGAUUCAACAGUCAAAAAUAUGGUGACUGCACUUCGAGUUGUAGGUGAACUACAAAACCCUGCAAUUAGAGAUAGGCACUGGCAACAGCUAAUGCAAGCAACCAAGGUGCAUUUCAUCAUGUCUGAUCGAACAAACUUGGCUGACCUUCUCUCGCUGAAUCUUCAUAACUUUGAAGAUGAAGUGAGGAACAUUGUAGACAAAGCAGCAAAAGAGCUCAAUAUGGAGAAGGUACUGAAAGAAUUGGAUGCCACAUGGUCAACCAUGGAGUUUGAACAUGAGGAACAUGCUCGUACAGGGCUACUGAUGCUGAAGUCAAGUGAAGAACUCAUUGAAACAUUAGAAGACAACCAAGUGCAGCUGCAAAACAUGAUAACGUCUAAAUACAUUGCCUUUUUUCUUGAAGAUGUGUCUGGAUGGCAGAAGAAGUUAUCUACAGCUGAUUCUGUCAUCAACAUUUGGUUUGAGGUCCAACGGACGUGGUCUCAUCUGGAAAGCAUCUUUAUAGGGUCGGCUGAUAUUCGGAAUCAAUUGCCAACUGAUUCCAAGCGCUUUGAUGGCAUUGAUGAAGAUUUCAAAAUUUUAAUGGCUGAUGCUGCAAGUACUCCUAAUGUGGUUGAUGCAACAAACAAGCCAAAGCUUUUUGAGAAACUGGAAGACAUACAGAGUCGACUAGCUAUAUGUGAGAAGGCCCUGGCUGAAUAUCUGGAGACAAAGCGCCUUGCAUUUCCUCGAUUCUAUUUUGUGUCUCCUGCUGACUUGUUAGAUAUUCUGUCGAAAGGCAACCAACCGAAAGAGGUAGCUCGGCAUCUUUCCAAACUAUUUGACAACAUGGCAAAACUUAAAUUUCAAGAUGAAGAAGAACCAGGCAAGGAAACAAAGGUUGCAGUAGCCAUGUACAGUAAAGAAGGUGAAUAUGUUCCAUUUGAUGCUUCAUGUGACUGUGUUGGUCAAGUGGAAGUUUGGCUUAAUCGCCUAAUGGAUACCAUGCGUUCUACUGUUCGACAAGAGCUCUCUGACGGUGUUGUGUCAUAUGAGGAGAAGCCUCGUCACCAUUGGUUAUUUGACUAUCCAGCUCAAGUUGCUCUUUCUACAACACAAAUCUGGUGGACAACAGAAGUAAAUAUUGCCUUCAGUCGACUGGAAGAAGGAUAUGAAAAUGCACUAAAGGACUACAAUAAGAAACAAGUCACUCAACUUACUGAUUUAAUUGGCAUGCUUCUUGGUGACCUGUCAAAAGGAGAUCGUCAAAAAAUUAUGACGAUCUGUACUAUUGAUGUGCAUGCUCGUGAUGUUGUGAGUAAGAUGAUCCAGCAGAAGGUAGAAAACUCACAGGCAUUUCUUUGGCUCAGUCAGUUGAGGCAUCGGUGGGAUGAUGCUCAGAAGCAUUGCUUUGCUAAUAUUUGUGAUGCUCAGUUUAAAUACUCAUAUGAGUAUUUGGGUAAUACAGCUCGUCUUGUCAUUACACCACUCACAGAUCGUUGCUACAUCACGUUAACACAGUCUUUGCAUUUGACAAUGAGUGGAGCUCCAGCAGGACCAGCAGGAACAGGAAAAACAGAAACUACAAAGGAUUUGGGUCGUGCACUUGGCAUUAUGGUGUACGUAUUCAACUGCUCAGAGCAAAUGGAUUACAAAUCUAUUGGUAACAUUUACAAGGGUCUUGCACAAACAGGAGCUUGGGGAUGUUUUGAUGAAUUUAACAGAAUCUCUAUUGAAGUGUUGUCUGUUGUAGCUGUGCAAGUAAAGACAAUUCAGGAUGCCAUUCGGGACAAAAAGCAGAAAUUUUUGUUCCUUGGUGAAGAAAUUCGUCUUACACCAACUGUUGGGCUUUUUAUUACAAUGAAUCCAGGAUAUGCUGGUCGUACAGAGUUACCCGAAAACUUGAAAGCUCUAUUUCGUCCCUGUGCCAUGGUAGUACCUGAUUUUGAACUCAUUUGUGAAAUCAUGUUGGUUGCUGAAGGUUUUAUUGAUGCUCGUCUUCUUGCUCGUAAAUUUAUCACUCUCUAUACACUUUGUCGGGAGUUGCUGUCAAAGCAAGAUCACUAUGAUUGGGGCUUACGAGCCAUCAAGUCAGUACUGGUUGUAGCUGGUGCUCUAAAGCGUGGUGAUCGUGGCCGACCAGAGGAUCAGGUACUGAUGCGAGCUUUACGUGAUUUUAACUUGCCAAAGAUUGUUUCUGAUGAUGUGCCUAUUUUUAUGGGUCUUAUUGGUGACCUUUUUCCAGCUUUGAAUGUUCCAAGGAAGCGAGAUGAGGAAUUGGAGGUAUUAGUCAAGAAAUCUGCCCAGGAGUUAACAUUACAACCAGAAGACAACUUUGUUUUGAAGGUUGUGCAACUGGAAGAACUUCUAGCUGUUCGUCAUUCUGUAUUUGUGCUGGGAGGUGCUGGAUCAGGUAAAACUCAGGUAAUUAAGACACUGAACAAGACUUACCAGAACAGAAAGUGGCGGCCACACCUGUGUGAUAUGAAUCCCAAGGCUGUUUCCCCGGCUGAGUUGUUUGGCUGUAUCAAUCCUGCGACACGAGAAUGGAAAGAUGGCCUCUUGUCUACAACUAUGCGUGAUCUUUCCGGUAUUGCCAAUGACAGCCCCAAAUGGAUUGUUUUAGAUGGAGACAUUGACCCAAUGUGGAUUGAGUCACUUAACACAGUCAUGGAUGACAACAAGGUGCUUACUUUGGCCAGCAAUGAACGGAUUCCACUUACCCCAUCUAUGCGUCUGGUUUUUGAAAUUGGCCACUUGAAAUAUGCUACCCCAGCCACAGUUUCAAGAGCUGGCAUACUCUUCAUCAAUGCUAAUGAUGUUGGCUGGAACCCAUUUGUGACCAGUUGGAUUGACAAACGUGAAGCUCAAGCUGAGAAAGCAAAUCUAAUUAUUCUCUUUGAGAAGUAUGUACCCACAUGCUUAGAUACACUUCGCACUCGGUUCAAGAAGAUUACACCUGUGACUGACUUUAGCAUGGUUCAGACUCUUUGUUACUUGCUUGAGUGUUUUCUCACGCCACAGAAUACUCCUCAAGAUUGCCCAAAAGAGUGGUUUGAACUCUACUUUGUCUUUGCUGCUGUAUGGGCAUUUGGCGGCUCAAUGUUUCAGGACCAAUUGGUUGAUUACCGGGUUGAAUUCACUAAGUGGUGGGUAACUGAAUUCAAAACAGUAAAAUUCCCAUCGCAGGGCACUGUCUUUGAUUACUUUCUUGAUAACGAAACAAAGAAAUUUCUUAGCUGGCAAGACAAAGUGCCAAAGUUUGAGUUUGAUCCAGACAUGCCACUUCAGGCUUCUCUGGUGCAUACUUCAGAAACGACUCGCUAUCGGUUCUUUAUGGACCUGUUGAUGGGCAAUAUGAGACCAGUCAUGCUGGUUGGUAAUGCUGGCUCGGGAAAGACUGUACUGGUACAGGACAAAUUGUCUGGCCUUGAUGAGGAUUUCCUAGUGUCAACUAUCCCAUUUAAUCACUACACUACAGCUGCUAUGCUGCAAGCUGUUAUGGAGAAGCCACUGGAAAAGAAAGCUGGUCGCAACUAUGGUCCUCCUGGUACCAAGAAGCUGAUAUACUUUAUUGAUGAUAUGAACAUGCCAGAAGUGGAUACUUAUGGUACUGUAUCUCCCCACACACUGAUUCGGCAGCACUUGGAUUAUCAUCAUUGGUAUGAUAGACAGAAGUUGCAGCUUAAAGAAAUCCGUAAUGUCCAAUAUGUAGCCUGUAUGAACCCCACUGCAGGCAGCUUCACCAUCAAUCCACGCCUUCAGCGUCAUUUCAGUGUUUUUGCUGUUAGUUUUCCUGGCACAGAUGCAUUAAGAACUAUUUACCAAACAAUACUUACUGGUCAUUUCAAGACAAUUGGUGUUUCAAAAACUGUUACCAAAAUCAUCGAGAAAGUGGUUGAUACAGCUUUGCAACUUCAUUCAAAAAUUGCAAGCACAUUUCUACCUACUGCCAUUAAAUUCCACUACAUUUUCAACUUAAGAGAUCUGUCCAACAUAUUCCAAGGCCUGCUGUUCAGCUCUGGAGAUACUCUCAAGGCACCCAUUGAUGUUGUGAGACUUUGGCUACACGAAUCUUGUAGGGUGUACAGAGACAAGCUAGUUGAUACCAAGGACAUGGAGGCAUUUGACAAACUUCAGCUGGAAGUGGUUAAGAAAGGAUUUGAAGACAUAGAUGAAGAGAAUCUUAAAUUAGAUCCAUUGAUUGUAUGCCACUUUGCUCAGGGUAUAGGCGAACCAAAAUAUUCGCUUGUUGGUGGAUGGGAACCACUGAAAAAGCUGUUAGAGGAAGCUUUGGACAACUACAAUGAAGUUAAUGCUGUCAUGAAUUUGGAAUUGUUUGAAGAUGCCAUGACUCAUGUUUGCCGUAUCAAUCGUAUCUUGGAGUCCCCACGAGGUAAUGCUCUCCUUGUAGGUGUUGGUGGCUCUGGGAAGCAAUCUCUUACUAGACUAGCUGCUUUUGUUAGCAGCCUGGAAGUGUUCCAAAUCACUCUUAGAAAAGGUUACUCGUCAGCUGAUCUAAAGACUGACUUGGCCCAGCUUUAUAUAAAAUCUGGAUUAAAAAACAUUGGAACAGUCUUUCUCUUGACUGAUGCACAAGUUCCAGAUGAGAAGUUUCUUGUACUUAUAAAUGAUCUACUUGCUUCUGGUGAAAUUCCUGAUUUGUUUGUUGAUGAUGAACUGGAGAGCGUGAUAGCUGGUGUGCGCAAUGAGGUAAAAGGAUUAGGUCUACAGGACACCCGUGAGAACUGUUGGAAAUUCUUCAUUGAUCGAGUGAGGCGGCAACUAAAGGUUGUGCUCUGCUUCUCACCUGUUGGUUCCACCCUUCGAGUUAGGGGAAGGAAAUUUCCAGCAGUUGUCAAUUGUACUUGUAUUGAUUGGUUCCAUGAGUGGCCAGAAGAGGCUCUUCAGUCUGUCAGUUAUCGAUUUCUAAGUGAAGAUGAGCUGAUACCAGCUGAUCUCCGUCAACCAAUUAGUCAGUUCAUGGCUUUUGCUCAUACUAGUGUUAAUGAGGCAAGUAAGAUGUACUUGGCAAAUGAGCGUCGAUACAACUACACAACUCCAAAGAGUUUCUUAGAACAGAUCAAAUUGUAUCAGACUUUACUGAAGAAACAAGCAGUGGAACUGCAGCAAAAGAUGGACAGGUUAGACAAUGGUUUGCAGAAACUGCAGAGCACUGCAUCACAGGUAGAUGAUCUGAAAGCUAAAUUAGCCACACAAGAAGUAGAAUUGACACAGAAAAAUGAAGAUGCUGAUAAGCUUAUUCAGGUUGUCGGAGUUGAGACUGAGAAAGUAAGUAAGGAAAAGAAAAUAGCAGAUGACGAGGAAGAGAAGGUGGCUGCUAUUAACAAAGUAGUAUCUGAAAAGCAGAAGUCCUGUGAAACAGAUCUAGCAAAGGCUGAGCCAGCUUUAAAAGCAGCAGAAGAGGCUCUAAACACACUGAACAAGAACAAUCUAACUGAGCUGAAAUCUUUUGGUCAACCUCCUCCUGCAGUGGUCAAUGUUGCUGCUGCUGUGAUGAUGUUGAUGGCACCUGCAAGUAAGAUUCCAAAAGAUAGGAGUUGGAAGGCAGCUAAGCUGAUGAUGGCUAAAGUUGAUGCAUUCUUGGACGCUCUCAUCAACUUUGAUAAAGAGAACAUUGCUGAUUCCAAUCUAAAGGCAAUACAACCAUACUUGGACAACCCAGAAUUUCAUCCUGAUUUUAUUCGCUCUAAAUCAUUUGCUGCAGCUGGUCUUUGUGCUUGGGCAAUAAAUAUAGUCAGUUUCUACAGAGUUUUCUGUGAUGUUGAACCCAAACGUAUUGCAUUGGCAGAGGCCAAUGCUGAUUUGCAGGCUGCUCAAGAAAGACUUACUGGAAUCAAGGCAAAGAUAAAGGAACUCGAUGAGAACUUGGCAUGCUUGACUGCCAAGUUUGAAAAAGCUACUGCUGAAAAGCUCAAGUGUCAACAAGAAGCUGAGUCAACAGCAUUGACAAUCUCAUUAGCCAAUCGUCUUGUCAAUGGUUUGGCAUCAGAGAAUGUUCGUUGGGCUGAGUCGGUGAAGCAUUUCAAAGAGGCUGAGAAGACUCUACCAGGAGAUGUUUUGCUGAUCACAGCGUUUGUCUCUUAUGUUGGCUGUUUUGGUCGCCGCUACCGGUUAUCACUGAUGGAAGAGAAGUGGAUACCCCAUAUCAAGUCAAGCACAAUUCCAACUACUGAUGGUUUAGAUCCACUUACUCUACUUGUUGACGAUGCUACUGUUGCUGGUUGGAACAAUCAAGAUUUGCCUAGUGAUCGCAUGUCUACUGAGAAUGCUACCAUCAUGACAAACUGUGAACGCUGGCCAUUGUUGAUUGAUCCACAGUUGCAAGGCAUCAAAUGGGUGAAAAAUCAGGGUGGUAGCGAGCUAAGAGUUGUACGUCUAGGUGCACGAGGAUAUCUAGAUACCAUAGAACGAGCUGUUUCCAAUGGUGAAACUGUAUUGAUUGAAAACAUUGGUGAAUGGGUUGAUCCAGUUUUGGAUCCAAUUCUGGGCCGAAACACUAUCAAGAAGGGUCGCUAUAUUAAAAUGGGAGACAAGGAAGUUGAGUAUAGUUCUAACUUCAGACUCAUUCUACAUACAAAAUUGGCUAAUCCACACUACAAACCUGAGAUGCAGGCACAAACAACUCUUAUAAACUUUACUGUAACAGUUGAUGGUUUGGAGGACCAACUCCUAGCUGAUGUAGUGGCGAAGGAAAGACCAGACUUGGAAGAGACAAAGGACAGAUUGACAAGACAACAGAACCAAUUCAAAAUUGAGUUGAAAAAAUUGGAAGAUGACUUACUUGCUCGCCUGUCUGCUGCAGGAGGUAAUUUCCUUGGUGAUACAACUCUGGUUGAGAACCUUGAAACUACAAAGAAAACUGCAGCUGAAAUUGAAAUACAGGUUAAUGAGGCACAGGCGACUGAAGAGAAAAUCAACACAGCUAGAGAAAAUUACAGACCAGCUGCAGCUCGUGCUGCCAUGGUCUACUUUAUUCUUAACGAUCUAAACAUAAUCAAUCCAAUAUAUCAGUUCUCACUGAAAGCAUUCAAGGUUGUAUUUAUGAAGGCCGUUGAACUGGCAGAGAAGUCUGAUGAUGUGAAGCAGAGAGUUGAAACAUUGAUUGAUGCUAUUACUUAUAGUGUGUUUGUUUACACAGCACGUGGCUUGUUUGAACGUGAUAAAAUUAUAUUCACAGCUCAACUUGCUUUCCAGGUCUUGCUAAAGAAGAAGGAUAUCAAUCCUAUUGAGCUGGACUUCCUAUUAAGGUUUCCUGUUGUGCUAAAUGUUGUCAGCCCUGUUGACUUUCUCAACAACACUUCAUGGGGUGGAAUUAAGGCUCUUUCAGCCAUGGAGGAAUUUCGAAACUUGGAUCGUGAUAUUGAAGGGUCAGCUAAACGUUGGAAAAAGUUUGUUGAAAGUGAGGGCCCCGAGAAGGAGAAGUUCCCACAAGAAUGGAAGAACAAGAGCCCUUUGCAAAAGCUUUGCAUGAUGCGUGCCUUACGUCCUGACAGGAUGGUUUAUGCAGUAAAGAUUUUUGUGGAUGAGAAGCUGGGAUCUAAGUAUGUAGAAUCAAAACCGGUUGAAUUUGCAAAGUCUUAUGAAGAGAGUGGGCCUGGAACACCCAUUUUCUUUGUACUUUCUCCUGGUGUUGAUCCUCUGAAGGAUGUAGAGGCUCUUGGUUUGAAACUGGGAUUUACAAUUGACAAUGGAAAUCUAAAGAACAUAUCACUGGGACAGGGUCAGGAAGUGGUUGCUGAGAAUGCAUUGGAUGUAGCAGCCAAGGAGGGUCAUUGGGUUAUCUUGCAAAAUAUUCAUCUUGUUGCAAAGUGGUUGGCAACUCUGGAUAAGAAACUGGAAUCAUAUAGUGUAGGAAGCCAUGAGGCAUAUCGUGUCUACAUCUCUGCAGAACCUGCGGCAACCCGAGAUGCACACAUCAUUCCCCAAGGAAUUCUUCAAGCGUCAAUUAAAAUCACAAAUGAGCCUCCGACUGGAAUGAAAGCCAAUGUGGUGAAGGCACUAAACUGCUUCAAUCAGGAUACACUAGAGAUGUGUGCAAGAGAAACAGAAUUCAAGAGCAUUCUAUUCUCUCUGUGCUACUUUCACGCUGUAGUGUCAGAGAGGCGAAAGUUUGGUGCUCAAGGCUGGAAUAGACCAUAUCCUUUUAAUGUUGGUGAUCUAACUAUCAGUGCUAAUGUACUGUACAACUACUUGGAAGCUAAUCCCAAGGUUCCAUGGGAUGAUCUGCGGUACUUGUUUGGUGAAAUUAUGUAUGGUGGCCACAUCACAGAUGACUGGGAUCGUCGACUGUGUAAGACUUAUUUGGGAGAGUAUGUUCGACCUGAAGUGUUGGAGGGAGAUGCAAAUUUGGCUCCUGGAUUCCCGCCACCUCCUAGCUCUGACUUUGUUGGGUAUGUGCGAUAUGUAGAAGAUGUUCUUCCUCAAGAGAGCCCGUACCUGUAUGGGCUCCACCCUAACGCUGAGAUUGAUUUUCUGACAACUACAUCAGAGAACCUGUUUAGAACAGUUCUAGAGAUGCAACCACGUGAUUCUAGUGGGGAAGGCGCUGGUGGAGCUACACGUGAAGAGGUAGUGAAGCAAAUAUUGGAUGAGACUUUGGAGAAGUUGCCUGAAGAGUUCAAUGUGCCUGAGCUAAUGGCCCGUGCUGAGGAUAAGACUCCAUAUGUUGUUGUGGCAUUCCAAGAAUGUGAACGAAUGAAUACUCUCACAAGAGAGAUACGUCGAUCAUUAAAAGAGUUAGACUUGGGCUUGAAAGGUGAAUUGACCAUCACAUCAGACAUGGAGAAUUUACAAAAUUCACUCUACCUUGAUUCUGUCCCAGAGACAUGGGCAAAGCGAGCUUACCCUUCACUCUAUAACCUCAGUAUAUGGUACAGAGACUUGCUGAACAGAAUAAAGGAGUUAGAAAGCUGGGUUGCUGAUUUCCAAAUGCCAACUGCUGUGUGGCUUGGUGGACUGUUCAAUCCCCAAUCAUUCCUCACUGCUAUCAUGCAGUCUAUGGCAAGAAAGAAUGAGUGGCCACUUGACAAGAUGUGCCUUCAGUGUGAUGUGAGUAAGAAGCAAAAGGAAGAUUUCACCAGUGCCCCUCGAGAAGGGGCCUAUGUGCAUAGCUUGUACAUGGAAGGAGCCCGAUGGGACACCCAGACAGGCAUGAUACAGGAUUCAAAGCUCAAAGACCUCACACCGGCUGUACCAGUCAUAUUUGUUCGCGCUAUACCAGUUGAUAAGCAAGAAACAAAGAAUGUGUAUGAGUGUCCAGUUUACAAGACUAAGCAACGUGGCCCGACGUUUGUGUGGACAUUCAACUUGAAGACCAAGGAAAAACCAGCCAAAUGGGUCAUUGCUGGAGUUGCUCUUUUGCUCAGUGCUUGAAUUGUUGCAUACUCAUAACUUUACAAUAGCACUUAGCAUGUGUUUGUUUACAUGUCAUGUACCUUCAUCUAAACUAUAAAAACCCACAUUUGUAAUUGAACUAGUGUCUUUUCAUAUGUAAUCUACGUAGUCUUGCUAUUGAUGGACAUUAAGAAUCUAUCUACAACAUAACUGGUGACAUGUCA